AGUGUUUAGUCUUCCGCCAUGAAAGGGCAGAAGAAGAAGAUGACGGAGCGCUGAGUGAGGAAAACAUUGACGUCUUUGUAUUUUCUCCUUUUCCACGGACUCCCCCGCAAGAUAUUGACAUGCUCGAGUUAACGUUUAGCACAUAUAUUUACUCAAAUUUGCUUUAUUUUCCCAUGCCAAUUUAAAGACGUCUAUCAUGUUAAUUUCAGGUGCUAAUGGAAGCGAAAGAGGAACCGAACGAGGUGGAGGAGAAGAAACCUCUUCAUCAUCAUCAUCAUCAUCAUCCCAUCACUGUAGGAGAAAAGCCUCCGUCUCCCUCGCCGCCGGAAACGUCUUUUUCAGGAAACGUCAAAAAGUCCUUCUCAUGCCCGCAGUGCGGAAAGAGUUUCGCGCGUAAAGCGAGACUGGAGCGGCACAUCAGGAUUCACACCGGAGAGAAACCCUUCGCGUGCGCCGAGUGCGCCAAGAGCUUCGCGUGUAAAGCCCGACUCGCCAGGCACGCCAAAACCCACACCGGAGAGAAGCCGUUCACGUGCGAGUGGUGCGGGAAGAGUUUGGCGUGCAGGACGAGGCUAAAGAGACACAUGAAAACACACACCGGAGAAAAGCCUCACGCGUGCCCUCAGUGCGCUAAGAGCUUCGCGUGCAACGCUAACCUACAGAGGCACAUCAAACUGCACACCGGAGAGAGACCGCACGCGUGCCCGGAGUGCGGGAAGAGCUUCAUACGAAACGAGAAGCUCAGGAGUCACAUGACCAUCCACACCGGAGAGCGCCCGUACGCGUGCGACCAGUGCGAGAAGCGCUUCCGGCACAUCAACGGCCUCAAAGAUCACCAGCUCUCUCACUCCGCCGUGAAGUCGUUUAACUGCGAGCAGUGCGGGAAAGAGUUCAUCACCGCGUCCGCGCUCAAGAGACACACCAAAGUGCACUCGGGAGAGAAGCCGUACCUGUGCGCUCUGUGCGGGAAGAGUUUCGCGCGGGUGGAUUGCUUUAAAAGGCACCAGGAAGUGCACAGCGGCGUGAAGGAUCACGUGUGCUUCGAGUGCGGGAAGGCGUUCGUGACGGCCGACCAGCUCAAGCAACACCAGAGGAUUCACGCCGGAGAGAAACCGCACAAGUGCGCGCUCUGCGGGAAGAGUUUCGCACGCGUACCGCAGCUGAUCGCGCACGAGAACACACACCGCGAGAAGCCGCACCACUGCGCUCUGUGCGGGAAGAGUUUCAAGCAAGCGCGGCAUCUACUCGUUCAUGUGAAAAAGCAUCAUCCGAUCGAAACGCUGAUCGUGGAGUGAGGCUUUCCUAUGUCAUUUCUUAUCGUGUCACACUUGUGUAAUUAUGUUUGCGAAAAUGUGUGUAGGCGUAUAUUGUAAGGAAGCUCGUUUUCGCCACGGAAUAAAACAAUUUAGAAGAUAAUUGAAUCUCACAAUUCAGAAUUUAUUUAAAUCUCAGAAUUGCGAAAUAUAAA
This is a messenger RNA of Pimephales promelas (fathead minnow), 1468 nucleotides long. RefSeq lists its product as uncharacterized. The record is from RefSeq and is a predicted model, not a curated record. Gene Ontology annotation, cellular component: nucleus. Gene Ontology annotation, biological process: regulation of gene expression. Lineage: Eukaryota; Metazoa; Chordata; Actinopteri; Cypriniformes; Leuciscidae.